Messenger RNA from Volvox carteri f. nagariensis, 1884 nucleotides. RefSeq lists its product as uncharacterized. The transcript has a single exon. NCBI's taxonomy places the organism in Eukaryota, Viridiplantae, Chlorophyta, Chlorophyceae, Chlamydomonadales, Volvocaceae. The record is from RefSeq and is a predicted model, not a curated record. Bases 1 to 1884 code for a protein of 627 amino acids.
AUGCCCGAUAUCCCCAAACCCCAACAAUACACGCAGCUAGAGCGCUGGUGCGGUACAAUUAAUUCCACGCAGCCCAUCAGACGUAAGCGUGCUCGUUGUACCACAACAGAAAAUGGCGCUGUAGGAAGGAUAUCGACAGCUCACUUGGUGUUGGCUUCGCCUGAGUUGCUUAUACCUCUAGGCAGUGCGGCGGAGGUGUCCAGCACCCGUGCCGCCAUCCAGUUCGCCUACACGGGUCAAGUGGCCGCCGGCAGCGUCCGCGAGGCUCUGGAGGUUCGGCGGCAGGGCGGCUACCUGCAGAUCCACGGCUGCGCGGCGGCGUGUGAUGAACUCAUAAAGAGACUGAUAAAGGAGGUCGCAGAACAAGCCAGAACGCUGAAAUACAGGAACUGCAUGGAAGCCGCAAGAACCGCCCUCCCAGUUUUCCAGUUGGCAGUUUCAAGGGACGGUGGCCGGCAGGGCGGGGGCGGCAGCUUUGUUGGCAGCGGUAAUAGCCCUAGCGGCAGCGAUAACAGCAGUGUUGGAGGAGGUGGUUGUAACGGAAGAUGGUCAUUUCACGCACCACUUGGGGGGGUGCGUGAGCUGUGCGAAUGCCAGGAGCUGUGGCCUGAUGAUGCCAGGGCACAAGCCAGCUUCGCAGAUGUUCUGACCUGUGCUGGCGACUGCCUGGCGUCUCACUUUGGCAGCACACUUGCCGUUCUCAACAGCCCCCUGCUCAACAAGCGGCUGUUGUCGCUGCCCGCCAUCGCGCUGGAGUUGCUCCUGUGCUCUGACGACUUGGCCACAGACUGCGAGUCCAGCGUGUUGCUGCUGCUGGCCACGUGGAUGCGGGAGAACUUCCACAAAACGAAUGACGAAGAUCGCGAGCGCCUGUGCCGUACGGUACGACUGGCUCAGCUGAGCCGGCCGUACGCUGGUACAAUCUUGCCAGCUCUGGCGGCGGACUACGAAUUGGCCAUGGCUAGGAACUUUGAUGUUGGAAACGAUGGCAAUGAGGAUGAUCAGUGUGGCUGGUUUCCGAUCGGCGUGUCGGAAGCGGCUUUCAUAGCCAACAUCGUAAGCGCCCGUGACGAGUGCGAGCAAGCUCUGCUGAUGGACCUCGUUGAAGAGAGGGCCAAGGACCCGAAGCGGCGCGCUACUUACAACCCCAAGCAACGGCCGCAGUGCAUUCCGGAAACGGGUUUCAUAGUCCAGUGGCAUGCACGGCAGGAAGAUCUGCUUGCGGCCCUAGCGGAGUUGAACUGCAGGGACAGAAAUCAGACGUGCGCAGCAGUGGAGUGCGUGUUUGACGGCCAAGUGGCGCAGGCAGAGGCGGGAGGCAGCGGAGGCGGAGGCGAUGGUGCUGAGUACUGCUUUGCGGCAGGCAUUGCAUAUUCCGUUUGGAUCGAGGUCUACGCCGCAGGAACACAGCCGCAGCCUCUCCUUGAACAACAGCAGCAGCAGCAGCGGUUCGCGGGGCUAUAUGUCCAGUGUGACUUGCCGCCCGCGUUUGCGGUGCCUGGGUCACGAUUGUGUGAGGAGGCCGCGUGUCGGAUGGUGGUGCGCGACACGGUUGAGUUGGCGGUGAACCGGUGGCAGGAUGGCUGCCGUAAGGACAUUAGAUGCCGCUCCCAGGCGGGCUUAAUGGACCUGAAACACUGCUGGGGCUGGAGCAAUGCGCUACCACUGAAUCAACACCCAACACAACAGCACCCCCAGCAGCUGCAGCACCAGCACCAGCAGCAGGAUACAGGCGGCGGAGGCGGCGGAAGUAAUUGCAGCGACCCACGGGUCAUCGAUGGUGAUUGUGCUGGCAGCGUCGACAGUCUAUUGGGGCCCUGGUCCAAUUAUCUGCGGGAUGGCAAAAUUACGGGAUCGUUGACAUUGCGAUUGGCCAAGACGUGA